Molecule: messenger RNA, 880 nt
Organism: Elaeis guineensis (African oil palm)
Lineage: Eukaryota; Viridiplantae; Streptophyta; Magnoliopsida; Arecales; Arecaceae
Source: RefSeq, a predicted model, not a curated record
UGAGGGAUGAGAUUUUUCAUUGAAGAUUAUUUCCCACGUGUUAGCUGUUCAUUUGCUAGAAUGCCUGUCCUCUAUACAUCGGCUGAGCGGGACACAUCUCAUUAGCGUGAAAGCAAACCGCACCAACACAGAAAAAAGAAAAAUAGUGGUUGAACCGGAUCCACCACGUCAUUUAUGGACCAGUUCAACCAGUGAGCAACACGUCUGCAGACGUGAUGGGAGGGAAAAAUCGCCGGAAGAAAUCCAUCGCGAUUACAGGAUCCGUUUCGUCUCUUCACUCUUUGACCGCGGAGGCCCGAUCGCGUCGCCGGCGGCGGAGCUGGAGAUCAUGUGGCGGAACUCGGCCUCCAUGGCCGCCGAAGACUGGAUGCUCUUCGACGAGAGGCGGUGGAGGGGUAGCUGGAGGCGGUGGAGCGGAAGAUCAUGCGGUGGGACUCGGCCUCCCCGGCCGCCGAAGACCGGAUGCUCUUCGACGAUGGGGACUGCUCCGACACCAAGUCGUCGUUCGCGACAAACCUGGAGAGCAGAUCGUCAGCCCGGGGCGAGGAAAAGGACAUCCGAUUCUCCUUCUUCAUCGACCGGAUGAUUCGAUGCGCGAUCACAAAAGGGCGAGCUUGGUGAGAGAGGAGGGUUGGAGUCUUGGAGAGCUCUGGGAAUCGAGGAUGGGAAGGGGAGCCGUACGAAGAGAUAUGGAGGGUAUGCGGAGGGCCGCUGGUGGAGGUCCCGUGGCAGAACGAGAGGGUUUACUACUUACCCCGACGGGAUGGAUUUCUUCCAUCGGCGAUUUUUUUUUUCCCUCCCAUCACGUCUGUGGACGCGUCUGUGAACUGGUCCACAAAUGAUGUGGUGGGCCUGGUUCAACCAAUAAUUUUCAGUUGGA